UUUUCCCGUCCCUGCUGCCUGAGUCACGGGAGCUUGUGCGCCCCAGCCCCGCCCCCCCCCCCCCCCUCGCCCGGCCUGCGAUGAGGCAGCUGCGUGGAAGGGGCUGACGUGUGCAUCAGGUUAAUCAAGCCUCAACCCAGGUGCCACCAUGGCCUCCCAGACGCACCCCCUGCAUCCCCCCUGCCCUACUUCCAAUGGGAGCACGGGGGCCAGAGGUGGGCAGCUGGCGGGCAGCCCCAAGACAGCUCCAGGUGACACUCGCCUGAAGCCGCCGGUCGGGCCCAAACCCCGCACACUGCCCAAACCGGCUGUACCAGCCAAGCCCUGCACCCCGCCGCCAUCCCCUGGGUCGCGGCCCCCCCGCCUCGAGUUCCCCUCUGCCGAGAAGAUCAACCUGCUGGCGGGUCCCAAGCCGUAUGGUGGCAGCAGCACCGCCCUUAAACGCCUGUCCUUCGGCCUCAAGAGCCCCCCGGCGGAGACCUCCAAUGUGAAGGGAGCACCACCACUUGCAGCCAGAGCCCUGUCCUGUACCACAGAAGAGAGAUCGCUGGCUCCUGUGACGCCCCCUGCUGGCGGGCCCCUCGGAGUUCUCAAGGGCGCUGCCCCGUUCAAAGUGAAGCCGGUGCCGGUGGUGGCCAAGCCGGAGCGCUUCCCCGGAACCACGGUGGAAGAGAUCUUGGCCAAGAUGGCACAUCCCCGCAAAGAGGGGCCGGGCAGUCCUGACCUGGCCUGGGGCCGGCGCUCAACCUUCAGCCCUGACAGCAGCUCCCGCUUCGGGCCCAAAAGCUAUGCUGCCUUCCGGAGACAGCCUAGCGCCGAGGGAGGGGAAGGUGACGCUGUCGCCCCUGGCUUUGAGGCCUCCUGGGAAUCUGGGCUCCCGGAAGCUCAGGAGAGCAGAGUGUCCUGUGGGGACAAGCCGGUCGCUGGCAGGACGAAGAGAGAAGGAAGCCCGAGUCCCAUUGGAGAACGCCCGCCAGAGCCCCCAGACGGAGAAGCAGAGAGAGACCCUGGCACAGCCUCCAGGAAAAGUGGCUCCUCCCUGGCCGGCGCCAACUGCGACGGGGACCAGUCCGGACGCAGGAAGCCGCCAUCCCCCCCUGGUUUCUCCUUGGCCCGGACCUGCCCCAUCCCCAUGGCUUCUGCUGAGCUCCCCUUUGGGGUGGCCCCCGACACCUCUGCUGGUCUUGCCCGGGCCCCAGGGGCCCCCAUCCUCUCUGCCGAGCAUCCUGCCUCAGCCCCGGGGUCCCCCGCUGUGCCUGCCGAGCUCCCCGCCCUUGGUUCUACCCCUGCCCACACUGAGCUCCUCUCCAAGGUCGGGCCCAGCUUCCCAGGCACCCCCGAGUCUCUGGCUAAAAUCCCCAUAGGGCUACUCCCGGCCCCCGAUGCCCCAGACUUUCCAGCUGAGCCCUGCCCCAGAAUCUCCCGCUCCUUGAGGUCUCUGGAGGUUCCUGGUGAGGGGUCCCCACCUCCGUCCGGCCUCCCUGCAGGCCUGGCACCAGGCACUCCGGAUGCCUCCACAGAGCUCCCUCAUAGCCCCCCUGCAGUGCGGGCCCUGUCACCAGGCCCCCCUGAUGCCCCUGCCAGGCUCCCCCACAGCCCCCCUGCAGAGCGGCCCCUGGCACCAGGCCCCUCUGAUGCCCCUGCCAGGUUCCCCCACAGCCCACCUGAAGGGCAGGCCCUGGCACCAGGCACCCAUGAUGCCCCCACAGAGCUCACCCACAGCCCCCCUGCAGGGCGGGCCCUGGCACCAAGCCCCCCUGAUGUCCCUUCUGAGCUGCCCCCCAGAAUCACUCACUCCCCAGAGGCCCCCGAAGCUCCUGUUCCAUCCCCAGACACCCCCAAUCUGUGUCCUAAGCUCCCCACCAGAGUCUCUCGGUCUCCAGGGUCCCCUGAUGGACCCACUGAGUCCCUGGUGUCCCCGUACAGCCCCCCAUCUCCUGAGCGGGGCUCCCCUUCACCCCUCAGCAAUGCGGAGCCAUAUGUGGGGCCUGCACCAGCGGACGAGAGCUCCCAGUGGCCACAGCUGGGGCUACGGCGCUCCUCAGACGGGGUGGUGCAGCUGCCAGACAAGGGGCUAGGAAUGGGAGUGCUGGGGGGCUCCUUGGCUGCCCUGCCUCGGGGAGGGCCGCCCCACUCCGGGCCACCCCUGGAGGGUGAGUCCAACUGGACCCUGUCGCAGUCGUUCGAAUGGGCAUUCCCAUCUCGGACUGCAGAGUGGGAGCCCCCCAGGUCCCCCAUCAGAGAGGCGGAUGACUCCGGCCUCUCUGAGCAGGGGGACUCGGAUGGGGAGGGCCCGGCUCCCGCCCCCAAAGGGUCUGAGGAAAGGAGCAGCUCACUGAGGGUGGGGCAACUCAGUGCUGCCCUGGAUUGGCAGGACGCUGAGGCUGCUGGGAGUUCUGCCCACCUAGAUGGUGCCAUGGGGGCCCCAGGUGAUCAGGGAGCAACUGAGGUGGGGGGCCUGGAGGCCCCGAGUCCUGGAGGCCCCGUGGCACAAACGGAGCCGCCCGUGGCUGAGCUGAAGGGCCUUGCAGUGGUGGAUGAGGCGGGCACUAACUGGGAGGAGCAGGGCAGGCCACUGCUGGAUGUCCCCCUGCGGCUGACCGAGCCGAAGCCAGGCCAGGAGAGAGCCGCCCCCCUUCUGUUGUCUGAUGCUCCCCGGCCAGCUGGUGCUGACCAAUGCCAGGAGGACAACUUGGUGCUGGGCCUGGCGCCGGCAGGGAGCUGCCAGGAGGGCCUGAGGCUGGGCGAGGCGGGUCCUGAGCCGCAUCCCAAUGCGCGCUGGCUGGAUGAGCUGCUGGCAUCGCCCCCGCCCAGUGCUGAUGAGACCAAGAGAAAGGGCACACCUGAGCCCAGGGACCCUGCAGGGCCAGAGGAUCUCCUCGGCUGGUCGCGGAAGGAUCUGUGCAGCGAGUUCGGCAUCAGAGGGGCCCACCGGGCUGGUGAGUUUGGCUGGGCCACCGAGCCCAGCACGGGGAAGACAGACUGGCCCAGCAGUUACAGAGCCAGUGAGACGGAGCAGGAUCGGGAGUUUGGCACUGGCACACAGGACUGGAGCGGCUCAUACAAAGAGACGGAGCUGCUGGGCGAUUCCAGUGUGGGGCACGGAAACUGGCCCGACGCCUAUGGCAUUGGGGACGGCUGCCGGAAGGAAGGAGAGUUCAACUCCGGCAACCCAGACUGGAGCAGCCAAUACAACACUGGUGGUGCUGACAGCCCGGAUGGGGAGUUCGGUACCAGGAAACUGGACUGGACCAGCACCUACGACAUUGGGGACAGCACCCAGCAGGACAAGCGGUUCAGUACCGGCAAGCCAGACUGGACCCGCGAGCAUGGUGUCGGUGAUACCGACCAACAAGAUAGAAAGUUCGGUACCGGCAAGCCAGACUGGACCCGUGAGCCUGGUGUCGGUGAUACUGACCAACAAGAUCGAGAGUUCGGCACCGGCAAGCCAGACUGGACCUACGAGCCUGGUGUCAGUGAUACAGCCCGUCAGGUUAGAGAGUUCGGCACUGGCAAGCCAGACUGGACCCGUGAGCCUGGUAUCAGUGAUACAGCCCAGCAGGAUAGAGAGUUCGGCACCGGCAAGCCAGACUGGACCCACGAGCCCAGGGUCAGUGAUACAGCCCAGCAGGAUAGAGGGUUUGGCACCGGCAAGCCAGACUGGACCCACGAGCCCAGUGUCGGUGAUACAGCCCAGCAGGAUAGAGAAUUCGGCACCGGCAAGCCAGACUGGACCCACGAGCCCAGUGUCGGUGAUACAGCCCAGCAGGAUAGAGAGUUCGGCACCGGCAAGCCAGACUGGACCCACGAGCCCAGGGUCAGUGAUACAGCCUGGCAGGAUAGAGGGUUUGGCACCAGCGAGCCAGACUGGACCUAUGAUCAUGGUGGUGGUGAUACAGACCAGCCGGAUAGAGAGUUUGGUACCAGCAAGCCAGACUGGAUCAACAUGUACGGUGCUGAUACUGACCAACAGGAUAGAGAAUUGGGUACCAGCAAGCCAGACUGGACCCACGAGCACGGUGUUGGAGAUCCGGACCAACAGGAGAGAGAGUUGGGUACCAGCAAGCCAGACUGGACCCACGAGCACGGUGUUGGAGAUACGGAUCAACAGGAGAGAGAGUUGGGUACCAGCAAGCUAGACUGGACCCGUGAGUACGGGAUCAGUGAUACUGACCAUCAGGGGAAAGAGUUUGGUGCUGGGAAGCCAGCCUGGACCCAGGAGUGCAGUGUCAAGGCCAAUGGGCAGGGUAGAGAGUGGACCUGCGAAUAUGGUGUUGGCAAUACCACCCAGCAGGACAAGCCAGAUUGGACCCGCGAGUUCGGUGUUGGUGAUGGUGCCCGGCAGGACAGAGCUUUCAGCCCUGACAAGCCAGCUUGGUUUGGUGAAUAUGGCAUUCACCAUACAGACCGGGAGAGUGCCUUUGGCUCUGGUGUUGGAGACUCCGACAGCACGGCCCAAGAGCCUGGUGCCAGGAAGCCUGGGUGGAGUGGCACCGACUGGCAGGAGAGCAAGUUCCCCUUCGCUAGGAGGGAUUGUGCCAGUGAUUUCAGGAUCAGAGGAGCUGAGCACGAAAGCCAGUUUGGCGUCAUUGGGACUGAGCGGGCGGGUGGCUUUGGCUUGAGCACUUUGGAACCAUCUGGUGCCGUCGGGACCCUGGGCCCAGCAGAGCAUGGAGAGAGCCGGACUGACUGGGCGGGCUAUACCAGGACUGUGGACCUGGAUGAGCCAAGAGAGGCUGGUGUGGGGCAGUCCGACUGGACCCAAGAUCUAGGCCUCAGUGGCACAGAUCCCUCUGUCGGCCUGGGAGCAAUCAGUCCUGAGGAGCCCAGCGGGGGAUGGAUGGAUUGGACAAACGAACUGAGCGUGAGCAGCAUGGAUCCCUCCAGCAGUCUGGGGGCGGGGGGCGCCGAUACACCCAGAGAGCCUGGCGUGGGGCAGCCAGAUGGGGCCAGCGACCUUGGCCCGGGAGGCCCGGCCACAGCCAGUGGCUUCGAGAGCAUGGGCCCGGCAGAGACCAGAGCGAGACAGACUGACUGGAGCCGUGAGCUCGGCUCUGGGGAUGAGGGCUCCGCUGAGACCAGGGAGGCUGGAGCAGGGCAGAUGGACUGGGCCAGCGAGGUCGGGAUCGUACAUGGGAAACAAACCUAUACCACAGCCAUGGCUGGCUUGGAGCCACAUGGAGACAGCAGUGGCCCUGGCAGCCCCCGGCUCUCCGGCCCGAGCCCCCUGCUGGAAGAGAUGUUGGCCAAGGCGGCAGCCCAGCACAAGAGCCCCGGAGAGGAGAGGGGGCCACCUCCUGCACCCAACGCCCGCCCCUUGCCGCUGGAGGAGGAUGGUGGGCCCAGGCCCGAGGGGGAUGGCGCGCCCAGCCCCUCGGAUGCCACGGAUGGGGGCUGGCUGCCGAUAGAAGCGAGGAGGCUGAGCCAGCCAGGGCGCCGCGGGAGCCAGCCCUCCCCACCAGACGAGGACUUCACCUUCCUGGAGGACAUGGAAGUUCUUGACAGUGCCAUCUACCGGAGCAGAGCCAACCUGGGUCGCAAGCGAGGUCACCGGGCGCCGGCCACACGCCCCGCAGGCAGCCUGGGGCUGUCUGAGGUGGAGGCAGCCGACUGGAUGUUCCGGGACUCCACAGAGCCCAGAGCGGUGCACUGGGCGUCCUCAGACGAGGAGGUGGCGGAGGAGCCCCAGAGCAGGCGGGCACGGCCCUCGCCAGCGGCCAAGGGGGUGAAGGUGCCACUCUUCCCGGGCCUGAACCCCUCAGCUCUCAAGGCCAAGCUGCGGGGCCGGAACCGCUCUGCAGAAGAGGGGGCCCAGCUGGGGGAGGCCAAGCCAGCCACGCCCAAGGAGUCCCACGUCCAGCGCUCCAAAUCCUGCAAGAUCCCCGGCUUGGGGGGGAAACCCCUGGCGCUGCCCCCCAAGCCAGAGAAAUCCUCAGGGUCAGAUGCCACCUCGCCCCACUGGCUGCAAGUGCUGAAGCUGAAAAAGAAGAAAUCCUGAUGGCCCCAUUCAGGCAUUUCUCUCCUGCUGCUGGGGCUGGGACAGCUGACUCUCCAAAGAGGCUCGUCGGGAUGGAAGGGACGGCGCAGUGAUUGGAGACCCCCUCCCGCCUGCCUGCCCACCCCCUGUGCACAGCUGGGACCCCCGGCAGGGCAGUGAGGGGGUGGGAGUGGGGGCAGGGAAGGCACAUCUAUGCACUUUGUAUCACGCUCGCUCCCUGAGCUGCCGGGUCCCUCUGUCCCCGCCCCCGCGAGCUGGCUGCUUCCUUCGCUCUGUCCUUUAUACCAUGUACCUGGUCUGAAGCCUCUAUUAUUUUGUAAUCGGUGACAGGGCCUGGCCCUGACCCUUCCCCCUUCCCCGCUGAGCCGGGGGCGGGGGGAGCCCCGGGGCCAGGGCGUUCGCUCGCUCUCUGCUGCUAUCCUACACUUUCCUGGCCAAGAGCAAUGGAUUAUUUUUUCUAUGCCACUUGAUGAGACAAUAAACGAUUUCUGGUAAUGGUG
Molecule: messenger RNA, 6498 nt
Organism: Malaclemys terrapin pileata
Lineage: Eukaryota; Metazoa; Chordata; Testudines; Emydidae
Gene: CNOT12
Product: tankyrase 1 binding protein 1
Exons: 12
Coding region: 149-5998 (1949 amino acids)
Biological process (GO): double-strand break repair; cellular response to ionizing radiation
Cellular component (GO): nucleus; heterochromatin
Source: RefSeq, a predicted model, not a curated record